This is a messenger RNA of Helobdella robusta, 384 nucleotides long. RefSeq lists its product as hypothetical. The annotation marks the transcript as partial. The transcript has a single exon. The record is from RefSeq and is a predicted model, not a curated record. NCBI's taxonomy places the organism in Eukaryota, Metazoa, Annelida, Clitellata, Rhynchobdellida, Glossiphoniidae.
CUUUCUGUUUCAGAGCCAACGGCAGUGUUUGAGAAGCAGUUAGAAGAUCAGAGAGUCACUGAAAUACCAAGUGAAGCAACUUUUGAUUGUUUGCUGGCAGAAGAAAAUGCGAAAGUGGAAUGGUUCAAAAACGAUCGACCCAUCAAAAAAGGAGAUAAAUAUGAUAUCAUUGUUUCGGGUCACGUGCAAAAGUUGGUGGUGAAAGACGUAGAAGGUAAAGAUGAGGGCGAGUAUUCCGUUGUUUUCAAGAAUAAAACUUCCAGUGCUAAAUUAAUUGUUGAAGGUAACUGUAAUUAUAUUUGUGAAUUUUAUAAAAAUGAUAACUCGAGUGAUAAAUACAACGAAGCUAAAUAUAGGUGUUUAUUUUCUAAGUUUAUUUUCUAA